AUGUCUCAAUCAACAAUAAUUAGCAGAUCCAAAAAUUCAGAAGCACCUUUCUCCGAAACUCAAUUGACUGAGAUCAUUGAUAAAAAUGCCAAGCUACCACCACAAGAACUUGCCUCCGAGCUAACGAACAAAUUAGCGUCGAUUUCAUCAAAACACAAGUUUAUUGUUCAAUACACAUCGAUUGCUGCCAAUGAAGAAAAAUCAUUUGAUUUGAACAUUGUCACGGAUUUUGUUGCCAGUUGGGAGCCUACAAAAGAUGGCUGUGUUACUGUUAAACUUGACUUAAUAAUAGCAAACGAGGCCGGUGGCGAAGCCUCCACUUUGAAACAAAUCAAUUCGUUAUUUAUAACUGUCUACUGGAUUGCUAUAUAG
Messenger RNA from Lodderomyces parapsilosis, 372 nucleotides. RefSeq lists its product as uncharacterized. The record is from RefSeq and is a predicted model, not a curated record. The coding region runs from base 1 to 372 and encodes 123 amino acids. The transcript has a single exon. NCBI's taxonomy places the organism in Eukaryota, Fungi, Ascomycota, Pichiomycetes, Serinales, Debaryomycetaceae.